Messenger RNA from Cantharellus anzutake, 2199 nucleotides. Its product is annotated as FAD binding domain of DNA photolyase-domain-containing protein. The coding region runs from base 134 to 1939 and encodes 601 amino acids. Gene Ontology annotation, molecular function: FAD binding; DNA binding. NCBI's taxonomy places the organism in Eukaryota, Fungi, Basidiomycota, Agaricomycetes, Cantharellales, Hydnaceae. Gene Ontology annotation, biological process: circadian regulation of gene expression; entrainment of circadian clock by photoperiod. The record is from RefSeq and is a predicted model, not a curated record. The transcript is spliced from 12 exons. Gene Ontology annotation, cellular component: cytoplasm; nucleus.
GCGGAUGACUCAAUUCGAAACCAUGUCCGUUAUACAAAGGUCCCCCAUAAGAACGCCCCAUUCGCUACGGCGGAAAACUUUCGUCACCCAUUUACAAUUACAACCAACUCCGUCCCUCAGUUCCACUCUCAAAAUGCCUGCGACCAAGCGCCAACUUUCACUAACUGAUUUUGGGAAGAAAAAAUCGAGGAAGAAUGAAGGAGAGCAUGCCGAGAGGGGCGAAGAAGAGGGAACGUCAUCCAAUACUUCAAUCUCUAUCUGUGAGCUUCCUGGAAAGGUGGCCACACGAGAAGCAGCAGCGGCUAUAGAUGCCAAUUUGCCUUUAGAGAAGUUACUAAUUGCCACGAAAGAGAUGCGCCCCGUUCCUCCCAGAGAAUGCGUAGUUUAUUGGAUGCGAAUGGAGGAUAUGCGAAUCGAGGACAACCGAGCGUUGACUCUUGCAUCCCAAUAUGCUCAGAAGCAUUCUAUUCCUCUUAUCGUGUUGUUCAUUAUCAGUUCCGGCGACUACGAGUCUCACGACCGCUCCCCCCGUCGCAUUGAUUUUAUGCUGCGUAACUUGAGGAUCCUCAAGACUAAUUUGGAGGAUAUGAACAUCCCACUCUACGUCACCAGCCACCAACCACGCAAGCAGAUACCCAACCGCGUCAUAUCUCUGCUUCAUGAGUGGAAAGGGGGCCAUUUGUUCGCUAACAUUGAAUACGAAGUUGACGAGCUACGCCGAGAUAUAGCUGUCACCGCUCUCUCUGGAGACGGCAUUGGUAUUGAGGCCAAGUUUGUCCCGGACAAGCUCAUUGUUGAACCAUUGAGCUUCUCCACUAAUUCAGGGACUCAAUAUGCCGUCUAUAGCCCCUGGCUUAAAAAGUGGACCGAGAAAGUCAGGAGCAAACCAGGACUUGUGGAAGAGAGCGAGGCGUUGAAACCGAAUGAUCCUUCCAUCAGGAAAAAACGUGAAUUUGCUGCACUCUUCGACAGUGAAGUCCCGGAGUUGGUGCCCGGCUUCGAAUGUCACGAUCAAGAGAAAAUGAAGGAGCUAUGGCCUGCCGGUAUUCAUGCGGCUCGUGCUAUAUUUGAUAGAUUCCUCCGCACCGAAGCUAGGGAGAGCCAAGUCGGUGAUUCAUCGCCUUUAGCUGAUGGUGCCAAUGAAUCAAGCAAGGGCACUCGUAUCCAAAUGUAUGGGGGUGACCGAGCUCGCUGCGACAUCGAUAGCAGCUCACGUAUGAGCCCGUACCUUGCCUCCGGGGUGAUUUCAGCUCGGGAAAUUGUCCGCAGAACCAUGGAAUUUGACUCCCAGGAUAAAGGUAUCGAUCCAGAUCGGAACAAAGGUCCUGGAUCAUUCCUUUCGGAGGUUGCAUGGAGGGACUUUUACACUCACGUUCUCGCUGCAUUUCCCCGGGUUUCGAUGGGAAGGCCAUUCAACGAGAAGUUUUCCAACGUCGUUUGGGAGACAGAUGGAAAUCACUUUGAAAAAUGGUGCAGGGGUCAGACGGGUGUGCCGAUUGUGGACGCAGCCAUGAGGCAGGGUGCUACUCAAGGCUGGAUGCACAACCGAGCACGAAUGAUCGCUGCGAUGUAUCUCUCCAAGGAUUUGAUGAUUGACUGGCGACUUGGCGAAAAGCAUUUCAUGCGUACUUUCAUCGAUGGUGAUCUUGCCAGUAAUAACGGGGGUUGGCAGUGGUCAGCAUCAACAGGAACGGACCCUCAGCCAUACUUCCGUGUGUUUAACCCGUAUACCCAGAGUGAAAAGGCAGACCCAACUGGCAAUUAUAUUCGACAUUUCGUUCCAGAAUUAAAACAUCUCAAAGGAAAAGCACUUUAUAACCCAUACCAGAAUUUGGAUAAGAACACCUUCAAGAAGCUGGGGUACCCCGCGCCCUUGGUGGAGCAUGCUGAAGCGCGGAAACGGGCUGUACAGCGCUAUGCCAAUCCUGGCCAGAAAUGACGGGGAGUUUAUUGCCGCACUUUUAGCAUGACCAUGUAAUCAUCGUAAACAGACCGUUCUGACGUACUUAAGCAUCUUGUUUCAACCGCUGUUGAUAAGCUGACCAUCCUUCGGUGCGGUACCUUCUGCCUGUUGGACAAUCUCCUUAGUAGGGUAGCCUUCUCCUUUCCCAUAAAUGCCUCUCCCGACAAUAAUCACGUCAGCACCUGCAGCGAUGACUUCUUGUGGCGUCCUGUAUUGCUGACCAAGAGCAUCUCCUU